Molecule: messenger RNA, 2887 nt
Organism: Gossypium raimondii (Peruvian cotton)
Lineage: Eukaryota; Viridiplantae; Streptophyta; Magnoliopsida; Malvales; Malvaceae
Product: glutamine--tRNA ligase, cytoplasmic
Exons: 23
Coding region: 234-2615 (793 amino acids)
Biological process (GO): translation; glutaminyl-tRNA aminoacylation
Cellular component (GO): cytoplasm; cytosol
Molecular function (GO): glutamine-tRNA ligase activity; ATP binding
Source: RefSeq, a predicted model, not a curated record
GGAACCCUAUUCCAUCUCCAUAUAUAAAUUUGUCUGUAUUUUGAAAAAAGUAUCGCAGAUUUUUCCUCAGAUUGAGAUUCCUUAGAAUCUCACCCAUCCUGGCCUAAUUUCCGUUUGCUGGUUAGGGUUUAUAUCACGAUUUAUCCGUUCCUUUUCUCUGAAAGCCGGCCCACCUCCUUCCUUCACACCUGCAUAAUCCAAAUCCUCAGAAAAACAACAACAAAUCGAAGAAAAUGGUGGUCAAAGGCGAAGAAUCUGACAAAAUUUUAGAGCUCUUCUUAAAGAUUGGUUUAGACGAACGAACUGCUCGUAACACCAUCGCAAACAACAAGGUCACUGCUAAUCUCACUGCCGUCAUUCACGAGGCUGCUUUGGCUAACGGAUGUGACCGUGCAAUUGGAAAUUUUUUAUAUACGGUUGCCACGAAGUACCCUGCGAAUGCACUCGUACAUCGUCCAAAGUUACUUGAAUAUGUUGUCUCUUCCAAGAUUAAGACUCCUGCACAGUUAGAAGCUGCAUUUUCAUUUCUCUCGAAUGUUGCAUCGGAGGAGUUUAAGAGGAAUGAAUUUGAAGAAGCAUGCGGAGUAGGAGUCGAAGUUUCUCUGGAGGAACUUACACAGACUGUCAAUGAAAUUUUUGAAGAGAAUAAGGCUGUAAUUUUGGAACGACGUUACCGAACAAAUGUUGGUGAAUUGUUCGGGAGCAUUAGGAAGAAGCAUCCUUGGGCGGAUCCAAAGAUGGCUAAGCAACUUGUAGAUGCAAAAAUGUAUGAGUUACUUGGUGAGAGGACAGCAGCAGAUGAUGAGAAGCCUUCUAAAAAGAAGGAAAAGAAAGAGAAACCUGCUAAAGUUGAAAAAGCUGUUGUUGAUGAGACUCCUGCACAGCCAUCUGAAGAAGAACUUAAUCCAUUUUCAAUAUUUCCUGCUCCAGAAGACAAUAUAAAGGUGCACACAGAAGUAUUUUUCAGCAAUGGUUCUGUGCUAAGAUGUUGCAAUACAAGGGAAAGGCUUGACAAUCACUUGAAGGUCACCGGGGGAAGAGUUUUUACUCGUUUCCCUCCCGAACCAAAUGGGUAUCUACACAUUGGACAUGCAAAAGCAAUGUUUGUUGACUUUGGCCUUGCGAAAGAGAGGGGUGGAUGUUGCUACCUCAGAUAUGAUGAUACAAAUCCUGAAGCUGAAAAGAAAGAAUACAUUAACCACAUUGAAGAAAUUGUCCAGUGGAUGGGCUGGGAACCAUUCAAGAUAACUUACACUAGUGACUAUUUCCCAGAACUGUAUGAAUUAGCAGUGGAGCUGAUACGAAGGGGUCAUGCAUAUGUUGAUCACCAGACCCCUGAAGAGAUAAAGGAGUACAGGGAAAAGAAGAUGAACAGUCCUUGGAGAGAUAGACCAAUUGCUGAGUCAUUAAAACUCUUUGAUGACAUGAAGAGAGGUCUGAUAGAAGAGGGCAAAGCAACACUUAGGAUGAAGCAAGAUAUGCAGAGUGAUAACUUCAAUAUGUAUGACCUCAUUGCUUAUCGUAUCAAGUUUACUCCUCACCCUCAUGCUGGGGAUAAGUGGUGCAUUUAUCCGAGCUAUGAUUAUGCUCAUUGCAUCGUGGACUCUCUUGAAAAUAUCACACAUUCACUGUGUACACUUGAAUUUGAGACCAGGCGUGCUUCUUACUAUUGGCUGCUACAUGUAUUGGACCUUUACCAGCCAUAUGUGUGGGAAUACUCACGACUGAAUGUUACAAACACUGUGAUGUCUAAACGGAAGUUAAACUACAUUGUGACAAACAAAUAUGUUGAUGGUUGGGAUGAUCCCCGUCUCAUGACAUUAGCUGGUUUACGACGUAGGGGUGUGACUUCAACUGCAAUAAAUUCUUUUGUUCGAGGAAUUGGAAUCACUAGAAGUGAUUGUAGCAUGAUUCGUUUGGAUCGCCUUGAGUAUCACAUAAGAGAAGAAUUAAACAAGACAGCACCUCGUGUAUUGGUUGUGCUGCAUCCUCUUAAGGUUGUCAUAACCAACCUCGAAUCUGGUUCUGUUUUGGAUCUUGAUGCAAAGAAAUGGCCUGAUGCUCGAACAGAUGACACAUCUGCCUUUUACAAGGUGCCCUUUUCAAAUGUUGUAUAUAUUGAGCGCUCAGAUUUCCGGAUGAAAGAUUCUAAAGAUUACUAUGGGUUGGCUCCUGGCAAGUCAGCACUGCUAAGAUAUGCAUUCCCUAUAAAGUGUACAGAUGUAAUAUUGGCAGAUGAUAAAGAAACUGUGCUUGAGAUUCGAGCUGAGUACGAUGCUUCCAAAAAAAGCAAGCCAAAGGGGGUUCUCCACUGGGUUGCUGAACCUUCCCCGGGUUCUUAUCCAUUGAAGAUUGAAGUCCGAUUGUUUGACAAACUCUUUAAUUCUGAGAAUCCUGCUGAACUUGAUAAUUGGCUCACUGAUCUCAACCCGAAUUCCAAAGUGGUGGUAACUACUGCAUAUGCAGUGCCAUCACUUGGUAAGGCUGCUGUAGGGGAUACAUUUCAGUUCGAAAGGCUAGGCUAUUUCACAGUUGACAAGGACUCGACUGCCGAGAAGCUCGUCUUUAAUCGUACGGUUACUCUCAAGGAUACCUACAGUAAGGGUGGGAAAUAGGUAGUGGCCCCAUGAACCACGCACAUCAAGAAUGCAGUUAUGAACACACACUCGUUAUACAGUUUGCUGUUUUAAUGAAUUCGACAUGGUUUUGAUAGGUUUAGAAGUCGUCUUCUUUAAAUAGAAUUCUACAGUAUGUGAAAUUUAUCUUAGUUGAUAGACCGUGUUGGAAGUUGAAUUUUAAAUGAACUAGACAAAUGCAUAGAAAUAACUCAUGUUGAAAUUUAAUUUUUUCAAUGCAGAGAAAUCUCCGUUGACUCUGUUUAUUUCAA